Messenger RNA from Mucor velutinosus, 459 nucleotides. RefSeq names its product guanine nucleotide-binding protein subunit alpha. Bases 1 to 459 code for a protein of 152 amino acids. The transcript is spliced from 2 exons. Gene Ontology annotation, biological process: mRNA splicing, via spliceosome. The record is from RefSeq and is a predicted model, not a curated record. Lineage: Eukaryota; Fungi; Mucoromycota; Mucoromycetes; Mucorales; Mucoraceae. Gene Ontology annotation, cellular component: U12-type spliceosomal complex.
AUGUCCUCCAUUCAAGCAGAUACAGACACAGAUUUAAUCCAGCAAUUGGAGCUCCAGAUACGCAACCUAUUAAGCAAAGAUGAGCUACUAGCUGAUGUGCCGUCAUAUGCCACUGUGGAAGAAUUGGAGGCAUUGCUGUCCAUCGAAAAGGGACAGGCCUACAAUAUCAGCAUUGAGCGACAGCCCCUUCCGUCUAUUGAUAUCAUUGUGCGGCAAUCAUCCACAGUGCGAGACAUCAAGCGUAUGAUCAAAUUACAUGUCAAUCGGCAAUCCAUGCGUAAACAGAUCAGCUGGAGAUACAUUUGGAGAUCGCACUGUUUGGAAUUUCAAGGCACAAAGCUGCUCAAUGAUGAUGCUGUUGUUAGUCAAUUGGGCAUCAAGCAGCACAGCGUGCUCAAGUUUGCCAGAUUGCCUCAUGAAAAGGGCCAGCAUCGCAAAGCCUGGAAGCAUCGUCCUUGA